GAGAAGGGUAUGUGCAUGUGUGGGCUUUGUCCUCAAAAGUAGCAAGAAAGUGUUUCUUUUUUUUGGGUGAGAAAAAAUGGCUGAUGUCUCAGUCAAUUUCAGGGAAUUUCGGGCAAGUGACAGGGAUGGCAAACUCCAGGAUGCAAAGCCUGGGCUGGAAGGCGAGAGGCUGGACAGUGGUAUCGAUUCCAUGAAAGAAGCGGACGAGAGCCUGAGCAGUGUCACUGACCAGCUGGUUUACCUGGACAUCGCCAGUGGGAGUGUGGACAGACCACUCCAGAGCUGGACAAAGUUCAGGACUGAAGACGGAGACACGUUCCUCCAUCUGGCAAUUCUGCACCAGCGCCCUGACAUUGCCAGUUUCCUCUUGCGGUCUGAACCAUCCGUUAUUGACAUCCGCAACAAGUCCCGACAGAGCCCUUUGCAUUUGUCAGUGAUCAUGAGGAUGCCGGGAGUGACCAGGGAGCUGGCACAGGCUGGGGCGGACCUGGAGAGUUUAGACAGCUUCGGGAAUACCCCGUUGCACCUGGCCUGCGAGCAGGGGGACCUGGACUGCGUUGAUGCACUCCUCGAUCCGAUGGGCACCAGCAACAUCACCCAACAGCGUCAAGCACAGGAUCUGGAAUGGCGUAAUUACUGCGGUCACACAUGUCUUCACAUCGCAGCAAUGAAAGGAGACUGUGACACAGUGGCGCGAUUGCUAGCUUCAGGAGCCAACAUUAAUGCUCAGGAACCAAACAGUGGGAGGACACCCCUGCACCUGGCGGUGGAGUUUCAGCAUCGGGAGGUGGUUCAGCUCCUCAUUGAGCAGGGCGUGGAUGUCAACCGGUUAAUGUACAACAGCUGCACUGCCUUCCACCUGACAGCAGGCCGGCCGGACCUCCAGAUCCGGGAGCAGCUUUCUCAGCUCACCAGCUCCUCGCUGAUCCCACUGUAUGAGUCCUCUGACUCCGAGUCUGAGCCAGAGUGGGACGCCCGGUCAGACUGUGAGAUGCCUCUAGACUACGAUGAUCUUCAAAUCAGAGGCCAUUCCCUCCAUUGAUCACUGAAGACACUCAAAGCUGAUCAUCAACUUGUGUUCCAACUGAAACAAUGAUUGUGUUAUUGAAGAGGAACUUACAAACAGACUAUACGUACAGCAGUGACCUUUCCUCACCCCAUGGCCCACAGACUGACUCUAUCCUUCCACAGAUCCUCGGGAGAUCUGGCCACUUGGAGGAUGAGUCACCAUAAGUCGGGAUGCUGACUGUAUCAUGUGGAGCUCUGUAGAGCUCACUGUAACUUAAAAAAACAGCACUUUGCGAGAUACUGUUGAAAAUGUUAGUGGAAAAUGAGGAAACUGGGGAAUGUGAAUGACCAGCCUGGGCAGUAAUGGGACAGGAGAUUACACAUGAACUUAGGAACUAAAUGGGCAGAAAUACUGGGACAUUCCCCCUUGCCCUUGCUUCUCACAGUCAGGACAGGGGCAAGAGAAGCAUGUUAACUUCAUUUAGAUUAUUGCUAAUAUGUCGUGGGGAACGGGACAUCAUCUCUUUGUUCCCACUCGUCCUGGCUGAAGCUAUGAACCAUUGACCAGUGGUGACUCCUGCCUAACUCAUGACAGACACAUGGUUUGAGAAAUAACCCCAAGGGAGGGGGCUGGGCCAUUUAUUUUUUAGUGUCACUGAACUCAGAGUUUAGUCUAUACACAUAAACUGAUGAGAAGAGAGACUGUUACCUGGGGGUACUUUAACUCCAGCCAGGCCCACCUAGGGGACCCCUAAGGCUGAGUGAGAGAUUGCACUGUGACAUGGUAUGAAUGCAAGGCCAGCACUAUUAGAUGGUGCAAAAGCCCAGAAGGUAUCUUGCCGUCGCUGGGUUCAAAUCUCAUCUUGAGAUCACACCCUUUGCUGUUGACUUGAGAGGGAGAUAGUGAGAGGGAAGCUGAAAUGCCUGAACCCAGUUUCUCCUUGGCUCAUGAUGCUAAACCCCCCUCUCACCCAAGGAUCUCUCAAUAGGAAGCACCACUCAGACUAGGGAUGAGCCUCACAGCGAGUGGGACUGAAGCCUGAAUGACAAAGACAUAGCUUCACUUUGUUAACUUCUUCCCAAGAGUUGAACUUCAUGGUGGAUUGGCGGGGGGCAGAUGCAGUGACGAUCUCAAUGUUAUGGCAACAUUAAUUAUACCAGUUCUCCCAAAUGUCAUGCCAAACCCACCCACCAAUGUGCUCAUGGACCUUAUUGUGACCUCUUUUCACAUAGGCCCUUUUGCAAUAAAUCAUUGAGUUGGUGCUAUGCCAGGUUCUUUGUGCAAACUCUCCCCUCUAGGUCACUAUCAACUCUGAAUGCCCACAUGUACAUCGCAUUUGGCAAAUUGCUUCAACAGCUGAUCACAGGCAGAAUGGAUACAAAUCCUUUCAUUCAUAUCUUGGGUAUUGAGGAUUGGGAUGAACUAAUAACUCACUGUGGACUUGUACCUGACUAUACCAAGUAGAUAUUGUGGAUUGUGUAAACAUUUAUGGAGAAAGGGAUGAUGUUUUGAUGGAUCUUUAUUUGUAUUUAUGAUGCCAAUUUCAGGCACUGUCACUGACAGUGGGCAGAAAUCAAGAGUGCCGCCCCUAGCAGAGGCCCCUGGCUUUUUGACCUGUGCACAGCAGCCCACUCUCGACCCUAGCACUGUAGGCCCGAUGGAUGCCAGGGUCCAUUAGUGGACUCUGAUAUACCCUCCCUGUACCUAUCCCUCCUGGUUAGUGUAAAUUCAUGUUCAGAUGGUAGAAUGGAAUGGGCAAUGGUAAACUGGACAAGCAUUGUACCCAAAAAUGACUUUGGACCCCAUCGUAUCCGAGCUGCAGCAAAUGCCAGUUGACUGCCUAUAGCUCUAACAUGUUGGAACUACAGAAGAAAUGGUGGUAUUCCAUCUAGCCUUCCCUACAACUGAAAAUCUUGACCAGCUGUUUCUUUCAGGAGUGACAAGCUACUGGGGGUAAACCCAGGGACAAAUAAGUGGGGGUGUAAAAUGAGGCUAGGGAUUUCAACAUGCACCCGUGAAGCAACAGAACGAAGCCAGGAGGUGACAAGGACUCAGUGUUAUCAAGAUCCUUGCCAUCUGUAUGAUGGGAUCACUCUCACUCCCAGGCAGGAUGGGAGCCAGAGUCCUCUUGAAAGCGCAAAGUGUUAGAGCUAGGGGUCACCUUCCCACCCAAACUAGAGGAGACAAUAUUUUACAAAUCUUCAUUUCAACUGUUAAGAGUGCUGAAGGAACAAGAUAGGAUGGGAGAAAGAUUGAUGCAAUAACAUGGGGAAAAUAAUCUAACACCAUAUUCAUAAUUUCCCCAAUUCGAGAAAGAAGGGUAUUGGUGAGCCAUGACCGUGUAAUUAGCUGAAAUACUUUAUUCUGUUGCUGCUUUUUGGAAUGUUUUGAAUUGUGCAGAAAGUGACCUGUUUCAUACACAU
Messenger RNA from Hemiscyllium ocellatum (epaulette shark), 3432 nucleotides. Its product is annotated as NF-kappa-B inhibitor alpha-like. Bases 77 to 1042 code for a protein of 321 amino acids. Gene Ontology annotation, molecular function: protein binding. The transcript has 6 exons. The record is from RefSeq and is a predicted model, not a curated record. NCBI's taxonomy places the organism in Eukaryota, Metazoa, Chordata, Chondrichthyes, Orectolobiformes, Hemiscylliidae.